AUGAUUUCCUUCUUAAACUUGUGAAAAUUUAAGCCUGGAGUUUUAACCAUGGAAAAACCGGAGCUCGAAAUGGACAAAAUCUGUCGACUAUGCCUGCAGAACCUUCAGAUCGGUGCAUUGGUGAAUUUGUUCGCAGUCAACUUCUCUAUUCGUCCCUCCGAUAUGAUUGUCCGUUGUGCAUCGGUACAGAUCUACGAAAAGGAUGGUCUUCCGGGUGCAAUCUGUAACGAUUGCUUCUACAAGCUGGGUAUGGCAUACGAGUUCCGUAAUCGAUGCGAAGCAUCCGAUCAAAAACUGCGAGCUUUGGUUCAUGGUUCUGUUAAUGGUACCGAUCAGUCACCGGUGGUGGAAACGGAUGAUAUUUACGAAGCAAUGAAUGCAAUAUUCGGACCAGAAAGUACAGAGGAAGCAAAACAGGGCAUCUUUGAUGUCUCAGUAACUGAGAAUGAUCGUCAAGAAAAUAAAAGCAAAACCAAAAAUGUGAAGAAAAUGCACCCGGUAAAGAAAAGAGCACAGCUGGAUGAACUUUUAGCAAAGCAUAAAGCAAAAGUAAAGGUUGAGGGAAAGAAGAUCAACAUCUUUAAAACGAAACGAAAGGUCAACUCGAAAGCAUCCAAAAAAGGGACACAACUUAAAGAGCCGGAAUGCUGCACCACAUGUGGCAAGAGUUUUAAUUAUAGCGGAUAUCUGAAAGCACACCAAAGGAUUCACUCGGGCGAAAAGCCCUUCCAGUGCGAGAUUUGUCACCGUAAGUUUACCCAAUCCAGUAAUCUUCAUUUGCAUCUUAAAAUCCAUAGUGACGAACGAAGAUUUCAGUGCGAAAUCUGCAGCAAACUCUUCCGAACGUCCAGUAAUCUACAUUCCCAUCGGAAAAUACAUUCGAAAAAACGCGAUUUUUCUUGUACCACCUGUGAACGAAGCUUUAGAACGCCGAAGGAUUUGAGGAACCACAUCAUCACCCACAGUGCAGUGAAACAUUAUGUCUGUCGGUUAUGUCCCGACAAAUCAUUUCACAGGCAGUCAUAUCUAAAUAGCCAUGUGAAAACGGUUCACAUUGGAGUCAAGCGACAUCGGUGCCAGGACUGUGGUAAAAUAUUCUCAAACAGUUCCAAUUUGAUAGCUCACCGAAGGGUCCAUAGUGGAGAUCGACCCUUCGCAUGUGAGGUGUGCGACGCCAAAUUUACGCAAUCUCCUACAUUGCAAAGGCACAUCAAAGCGAAACAUAGGCCUAAACCAGUAGAGCCUCCUGUUCCACCAGAGAGUAUUCCGGACACAUUCGAACCUGCUAUCGAUAUUGAUGAAAAUCGGUCCCUGGAAAGCGCUGCGAGCUCAGAGUUAUCCGUAGCAACUUCUCUAAUUGAUGAGAACCCCAUUGCUUACAGUGUGCCAUACAUGACAAAUUACUUACCAACUCACCAUCAGCAACCGCCGCCGCCGCCACCACAAAUGCUUUCAAACCACCAUUCGGCCACCGCUAGCGUACCAAUUCAGAUGUCGGCCCCAAUUGGUGGCAAUAUGUAUUCGGGAGAACCGUACCACCAUCAGUUUGCCACCGGUUCAAACGCUACUUCCCUUCCUACGCACCACUACCAGCAUCAUCAGCAGCACAUGGACAUGGGCAGCUACGACAUGUGCUAUUCUAUGCCCACUCAUUCGGUACUGAACACAAGCCUAAUCAAUCCGCAACCGACCUAUAUUUUUGAUCAGUGAAUAAAAGCGCUAGUAAAGUUUAACGAGUUUAAAUUACAAGUCAGUCAAA
Molecule: messenger RNA, 1759 nt
Organism: Sabethes cyaneus
Lineage: Eukaryota; Metazoa; Arthropoda; Insecta; Diptera; Culicidae
Product: zinc finger protein 1 homolog
Exons: 2
Coding region: 49-1710 (553 amino acids)
Biological process (GO): regulation of transcription by RNA polymerase II
Cellular component (GO): nucleus
Molecular function (GO): DNA-binding transcription factor activity; RNA polymerase II cis-regulatory region sequence-specific DNA binding; zinc ion binding
Source: RefSeq, a predicted model, not a curated record